This is a messenger RNA of Vigna unguiculata (cowpea), 2638 nucleotides long. RefSeq names its product translocase 11 (gene TRANS11). NCBI's taxonomy places the organism in Eukaryota, Viridiplantae, Streptophyta, Magnoliopsida, Fabales, Fabaceae. Gene Ontology annotation, biological process: cell wall macromolecule biosynthetic process; cell wall organization. Gene Ontology annotation, cellular component: plasma membrane. Gene Ontology annotation, molecular function: phospho-N-acetylmuramoyl-pentapeptide-transferase activity. The record is from RefSeq and is a predicted model, not a curated record.
AGUGUGAACAAAACAGAAGUGACCCUAUCAAACGGUUUCGGCGACGCGAUGAUUUCGAAGUAUCGCCAUUUGACACUUUCCCUCCCUGAUUAUAUAAAGGGCUCCUUUCCAAUCCCUAACAUGGAAUAUGCUUGCGUCCAUUCCAUUUCACUCUACAUUUUCUUUCGAUGAACGUUUCCUUCAGAUCUGCUUCCUCUUCAACGUCCUCUCUCUCGCAUCGCAUCCAUGCCUUCUCACUCUCGAAUUUUCAACCACCGCCAUCUCUCUCUCCCUCUCCAUCUCCAUCUCUCUCGCAACAAACACCUAUCUCUUCCUCCAACCACUUCCCUCGCAUGUUCUUCCCGCUCCCGCUUCGGUUGCGCCACUCUCCAGCUACAUCCUUUGAUCAUUCAGCAGUAUGAAUGCGGCGCUACGCGUAAUGUCGUUCCUACGAGAGCCUUCGACGAUGAUUCAUUUGACAUAUCAAUGCUUGAUGAUUGGAAUUCUGCUGAGGAAAGUUCUGCGUACGUGUUCUCUUCCAGUGAUGGGGAAGACAAUGAUGGUGAAGUUUUUCUCACUCCGGUGAAUGACAUUGAUUUGCCUUCUGUUUCUGCAUCAAAUGAUGAUGCUGUAACAGUGGCUACUCAUAGGUUUGCAACCCUUGGGAGGGGACAGAAGAAGCCGAGGGCCAAACUAGGGAUUUUCAUCACUAUGGGGCUUAUAAUUGUCUUGACAUUACUGCUCUUGUAUGUGGAUUGGUGUGCGUGGAGAAUUGUUAGGCUUCCCUUAUCACCUUUUUACUUAACCCGCCCAUUUCUCGUAUCAGCCUUUUUGGUUUCUUUUGCUGGCUAUGUGGGCAUCCCAAUUUUUCGUCUUUUUAAAUUUAUCCAUGUAAUCAAGCAACAAGGGCCUGCUAGCCAUCGAACCAAAAAGCUUACACCAACAUUGGGUGGUUUGCUUUUUGUACCUAUUGGUAUAAUUGUAGCUCAUGUCUAUGCUAGUUCCUCGUCAACAGCAGUUUCUGGGGCAGCUGGCGCAACUAUUGCAUUUGCUGCAGUCGGUUUACUUAGUGAUAUAUUAAGCCUCACCAACCAUCGGAGAGUUUUGCCUGCAUUGACAGAAGUUCUUUUGCAGGUAGCCGUUGGAACGUGGUUUUCAUUUUGGUUGGACAUCACCAGUAUAUCUUCACCCUAUGGCAUGAAGAUGCUGGUUCCUCUGCCAUUGGGCCUCGUGUACUUGGGAAGAUGUUACCAACUCUUGACAUCAUUUAGUUUUGUUUCCAUGGGACAUGGUGUUAAAUUAGCGGAUGCUAUUGACGGAUUAGCUGGAGGUACCGCUGCACUGGCGUUUACUGGAAUGUCAAUAGCUGUUCUUCCAGUAUGUUCUGAUCUUGCUAUAUUUGGGGCUUCAAUGGCUGGAUCUUGUGUUGGAUUUCUUCUACACAACAGAUACAGGGCGUCUAUAAUUAUGGGUCACACAGGAUCUUUGGCACUUGGUGGUGGGUUAGCUGCAAUGGCUUCAUGUACUGGAAUGUUCUUCCCGCUACUCAUUUCUUCCGGAAUUUUCGUUGUUGAGUCAUUAUCAGUUAUCAUCCAGGUAUUAUACUUGAAGAUAACUAAGAGCUUCCGAGGAGCAGGUUGGCGCGUUUUGAGGAUUCCUCCCUUUCAUUACCGCCUCCAAUUACGUGGGUUCAGAGAACCAAAUAUUGUAUUAGGUGCUUAUCUUAUAUCAUCUAUUUUGGCUUUGCUUGGCGGCUAUGUAGGUCUAGUUUCAGCAUAACAUUUCAUAGGGAUUGUUAAACAAAUGAGACAAUUGAACAGUUUCGAGUUUUGAUGUCUGACCUUAGAAGAUGGGAAAAUAUAAAAGUGAUAGAGUUGCAAUCCGUACCUUCGGUUUCAGAAUACAUACAUCACGCCAUCUUAACCAUUGCUUGAUAUCAGUCUUAAAAAAGGAUUAUUGCUUGUUAUCAUUCCAACAAAUGCCAACUACUUCAUUGCAUAAACAAUAUUCUUAUAAUAUUAUUGACACCUAUCCCCACUGUUACAGCAUUACUCACAUGUCAUAUCAAAUUCUCUUCUAACCAUGAUCAUAAAGGUCUCAAUCCUUAGAUAUAGACAUAUAUGUAUCCCAUGCGGGCCUUGUACAUAGGCGCCCUUGUGAAAAUCAUGGGUCUAACAUGACAAUAGUAUUUUUAUCAUUUUCUUCAUCAGAAGUGUCUUUGUUUUGAGUCAUGCUAACAUGCCAUUUUCCAUCGAAGCAAGGGAGAAUAUUAGAAGAAACUUCCUGAGCCAUAUUCAACUGACAACUGAUGUCCAAUGCGUUGUCCUGCUAUACUAGUGUUAACAACGAAUAGGCUUUAAAUACUCUAUUGUAGUGUAGUACAGUGGGACACAUCUUCAUGCUCACCAUUUGACGAAAUGCUCGUCAUAGAAUAUCUAUGCAAGAGAAAUUUCUGUCUUCAGAUUUCCUUCUGUGCUAGCAUUCUUUCUAUGAUUCUGUGUUCAUUUUUUAACACGUUGCAGUUAAGUUUAGAAAAAAUAUUUUAUUUUUUUUCUUUUAUGAGAAAGAGACAAGGCAUCCUUCACAUGGUCGGCAAUCAUUUUUCAAUCUAAGUAAUCAUAUAUGAUGCCAUUAUUUUUAAAUCAUCAGCUUCUAUAUU